GCGGGUGGGACGCGCCCAGGUUGUUGCUGCUGCUGCUGCCGGGACGCGGUGGGAGCGGCGGCGGCGAGCGAGGCGGACCCGGCCCGGCCAUGGACGAGCAAGCGGGGCCCGGCGUCUUCUUCAGCAACAAUAACAAUAACAACGCCCUCCUGCUGCCGCCGCCGGCGGGCGGACCGGGGCUGGAGCCGGGCGAGGCGGCGGCAGCGGCGGCCGCGGCGGCGGCGGCAGGAGGAGGCGGCGGAGGAGGGGGAGUCUCAGCCUCCGGAGCCGCCGCGCCGCUCUCGGCGUCCCGGGCUCAAUACAGCGUGCCGGGCAUCCUGCAUUUCCUGCAGCACGAGUGGGGCCGCUUCGAGGCGGAGCGCGCCGAGUGGGAGGCGGAGCGGGCGGAGCUGCAGGCCCAGAUUGCCUUUCUUCAAGGUGAAAGGAAAGGACAGGAAAAUCUGAAGAAGGAUCUAGUGCGAAGAAUCAAAAUGCUGGAAUAUGCGCUCAAACAGGAAAGGGCUAAAUACCACAAAUUAAAAUAUGGCACAGAAUUGAAUCAGGGAGAUAUGAAGCCACCAAACUAUGAUUCUGACGAAGGGAAUGAGACAGAGAUUCAGCCACAGCAGAACAGCCAGCUAAUUUGGAAACAAGGACGACAGCUGUUAAGACAGUAUCUACAAGAGGUGGGCUACACUGACACUGUAUUGGAUGUGAAAUCAAAACGAGUGCGAGCUUUAUUGGGCCUCUCAAGUGAUGUUUCAGAUAAAGAAAACAGAAAUCAAGAACCAAUGGUAAAUGGCACAGAGGGCCAGAUUAAAGAAAAUGCAAUGAUGGGGAAACCUGAAUUGACUGACUCUGCCUCUCUGCUAGAGACCUUCAAGUUUCUUGAAAAUGCAGCUGCAGACUUUAGUGAUGAGGAAGAUGAAGAAGAUAUUGAAGGAAGAGAGAAAACUGUCAUUGAUACCGCAACAAUUGUAAGGAAAAGAGUGCUGUCUGACAGCAGUGAAGACAGAGAUACAGAAGAAGCUUUGAAAGAGUUUGACUUUUUGGUUACCUCAGAUGAUGGUGAUGGGGAAUCGAGAAGUUCAGGAGAUGGAACAGACUGGGAAAAGGAAGACCAGUGUCUCAUGCCUGAAGCCUGGAAUGUCGACCAGGGAGUUAUAACCAAACUCAAGGAACAAUACAAAAAGGAGCGCAAGGGGAAAAAGGGGGUGAAGAGAAAAACUACCGAAGAUAUGUUUCAGCCUCAAUCCUAUAUAAAACAGUCAAAACAGGGAUGUGGGAAAAUGAUGGAGCAAAGCACAGGGCCCAACAGGUCAAAGCUGCAAGAUAUGCUUGCAAACCUGAGAGAUGUUGAUGAUCUCCCUUCUUUACAGCCAUCUGUUGCACCUUCUUCUAGGCCCAGUAGUUCAAGGCUCAUUGAACAUGAGAUAAACAGGACGGAUGAAGUGGAAGCUUUAACAUUCCCACCAUCCUCAGGGAAAUCUUUCAUUAUGGGAACAGAUGAAGCCCUUGAAAAUGAGCUGGGUCUUGGAGAACUGGCAGGCCUUACUGUAGCAAAUGAGGCAGACUCACUGACUUAUGAUAUAGCCAACAAUAAGGAUGCAUUGAGAAAGACUUGGAACCCCAAGUUUACGUUAAGAAGUCACUUUGAUGGAAUAAGAGGUCUCGCUUUUCAUCCAGUUGAACCAGUCUUAAUAACAGCUUCAGAGGACCAUACAUUAAAAAUGUGGAAUUUACAAAAAACAGCCCCAGCAAAAAAGAGUGCUUCUCUUGAUGUAGAGCCAAUAUAUACCUUCCGAGCACAUAAUGGACCUGUGCUCUGUGUGGUGAUGAGCAGUAAUGGUGAACAAUGCUACAGUGGGGGAACAGAUGGCCUCAUCCAUGGCUGGAACACAACCAACCCUAACAUUGAUCCCUAUGAUUCUUAUGAUCCUUCUGUUCUAAGAGGUGCUUUUGUAGGCCAUACUGAUGCGGUGUGGGGUCUGGUUUACAGUGGAGCUCACCAGCGUUUGCUGUCCUGUUCAGCAGACGGCACGAUACGUUUGUGGAAAGCUACAGAAAUUGCUCCAGCUCUCAAUAUAUUUAAUGAUAAUCAAGAAAUGGGAAUCCCUUCAUCAGUAGACCUUGUGAGCAGUGACCCAAGCCUCAUGGUAGCAUCAUUUAACAGUGGACACACUAGCAUUUUUAACAUGGAGACACGGCAACGAAUUCUUACCCUGGAGUCCAGUGUGGAUACUACAGUCAGUUCUUCCUGUCAGAUAAACAGAGUCAUCAGCCAUCCAACUCUUCCAAUUAGUAUCACUGCUCAUGAAGACAGACACAUCAAAUUCUACGACAACAACACAGGAAAACUGAUCCACUCCAUGGUAGCUCACUUAGAUGCAGUUACAAGUUUAGCUGUUGAUCCUAAUGGCUUGUAUUUGAUGUCUGGCAGUCACGACUGCUCGAUUCGCUUGUGGAAUCUUGAAAGCAAGACCUGCAUCCAAGAAUUUACUGCCCAUCGCAAAAAAUUUGAUGAGUCCAUUCAUGAUGUGGCUUUCCAUCCAUCCAAAUGUUAUAUUGCCAGUGCAGGAGCAGAUGCCCUGGCUAAAGUGUUUGUAUGACAGAGUGCUUCCAUUCAACUUUAGCUUUGGAUAUAUUUAACCAGCUGCUCAAAAGAGAAGAGGAGGGCAUGAGUUGUUUUAUCUUGCCCUAUAUAAUUCAGAGAAUGUUUGUAAGUGUAGUUUUGCAGGGUGCUGUUUUCUAAAUUGACGUUUGUUUCUGUGAGCUCAGCUGGUGCUGAGAGCUUGGAAUCUCUCAGUUUCAAAUA
Molecule: messenger RNA, 2794 nt
Organism: Lonchura striata (white-rumped munia)
Lineage: Eukaryota; Metazoa; Chordata; Aves; Passeriformes; Estrildidae
Gene: STRN
Product: striatin
Cellular component (GO): dendrite
Molecular function (GO): armadillo repeat domain binding; protein-containing complex binding; protein phosphatase 2A binding
Source: RefSeq, a predicted model, not a curated record